CUUGUGUUGUUGAGGCUGAGGGCUGACUUGGGUUCUGAGAGACUCCCUGUCCCGGACCGCAGUGGGGACCAGUCUCAUUAGGUUGAAUCAACAGCCUACGUUGGUGUUAAUCCACAUAACUUAGAGUGUUAAAAGGACCUGAACAGUCUACUCUAACCUCUUGCUGUGAACCAGCAGAGCUUUUGAACAGGUUUCUUCACAUAUAGAAUUCUUUGUAAAAAUACGGAGAAGAAUGGCAGCAGAAACUCAGACACUGAACUUUGGGCCUGAAUGGCUCCGAGCUCUGUCCAGUGGUGGGAGUAUCACAUCCCCUCCUCUUUCUCCAGCACUGCCGAAGUAUAAAUUAGCUGAUUAUCGCUAUGGCAGAGAAGAAAUGUUAGCACUUUUCCUUAAAGACAACAAGAUACCUUCAGAUCUUCUGGAUAAAGAAUUUCUACCUAUCCUACAGGAGGAGCCCCUGCCACCAUUGGCUCUAGUACCCUUUACAGAAGAAGAGCAGAGAAACUUUUCCAUGUCUGUAAAUAGUGCUGCUGUCCUGCGAUUGACAGGACGAGGAGGAGGCGGCACAGUGGUGGGGGCUCCUCGAGGGCGAAGUUCUUCAAGAGGCCGAGGUAGAGGUAGAGGUGAAUGUGGUUUCUACCAAAGAAGUUUUGAUGAAGUAGAGGGUGUGUUUGGUCGAGGAGGUGGCAGAGAAAUGCAUAGAUCACAGAGCUGGGAGGAAAGGGGUGAUAGACGUUUUGAAAAACCAGGGCGAAAAGAUAUAGUGAGACCAAAUUUUGAGGAAAGUGGACCAACAUCAGUGGGGAGAAAGCAUGAAUUUAUACGGUCAGAAAGUGAAAAUUGGAGAAUUUUUAGAGAGGAACAAAAUGGAGAAGAUGAAGAUGGAGGCUGGAGAUUAGCUGGAUCAAGAAGGGAUGGAGAGCGGUGGCGGCCCCACAGCCCUGAUGGCCCUCGCUCUUCAGGCUGGCGGGAGCACAUGGAACGCCGUCGGAGGUUUGAGUUUGAUUUUCGAGAUCGAGAUGAUGAGCGGGGUUAUCGAAGGGUGCGCUCUGGCAGUGGGAGCAUGGAUGAUGACAGGGAUAGCUUACCGGAAUGGUGCUUAGAGGAUGCUGAAGAAGAAAUGGGUACAUUUGAUUCAUCUGGAGCAUUCCUUUCUCUAAAAAAAGUACAGAAAGAGCCUAUUCCUGAAGAGCAGGAGAUGGACUUCCGGCCUGUGGAGGAAGGGGAGGAGUGCUCUGAUUCUGAGGGUAGCCAUAAUGAAGAGGCCAAAGAACCUGAUAAGACAAAUAAGAAAGAUGGAGAGAAAACAGACAGAAUAGCAGUUGAAGCCAGUGAGGAAACACCCCAAACUUCAUCUGCUAGACCAGGGUCUCCUUCAGACCAUAAGCCUCAGGAAGCACCACAGUGUGAGAGGAAAGAUGAACCAAAAACGGAACAGAUAGAAAAAGCUGAAGAGGAGAGUCGGACAGAAAACAGUUUACCAGCCAAAGUGCCCAGCAGAGGGGAUGAAAUGGUUCCUGAUGUCCAGCAGCCCCUGACACAGCUCCCUUCAGACACAGCUUCUCCUCUUCUCAUCCUUCCACCUCCUGUUUCCACUCCUAGUCCUGCCCUGCAGCCAGUUGAGCAACCUGUUGUUGGCGCUCCUGGUAUGGGCAGUGUUUCUACAGAGCCAGAUGAUGAAGAGGGUCUCAAACACUUGGAACAGCAAGCUGAGAAGAUGGUGGCUUAUCUCCAAGACAGUGCACUAGACGAUGAGAGACUAGCAUCAAAACUGCAAGAACAUAGAGCUAAAGGAGUGUCAAUUCCAUUGAUGCAUGAAGCAAUGCAGAAGUGGUAUUAUAAAGAUCCUCAGGGAGAAAUUCAAGGUCCCUUCAAUAAUCAGGAGAUGGCAGAAUGGUUUCAGGCAGGCUAUUUUACAAUGUCUUUGCUUGUGAAGAGAGCAUGUGAUGAAAGCUUCCAGCCUCUUGGUGACAUAAUGAAAAUGUGGGGAAGGGUUCCUUUCUCCCCAGGUCCAGCUCCCCCUCCUCAUAUGGGGGAAUUGGACCAGGAACGUCUGGCCAGGCAACAGGAACUCAGCACCUUAUACCACAUGCAACACCUUCAGUAUCAGCAGUUCUUAAUACAACAACAGUAUGCGCAGGUUUUGAAUCACCAGCAGAAAGCAGCUUUGCCAUCCCAGCAUCAGCAACAGCUAGCUCUUCUUCUCCAGCAAUUCCAGGCCCUGAAGAUGAGAAUAUCUGAUCAGAACCUGAUUCCCUCAGUAACGAGGUCUGUGUCGGUGCCAGAUACUGGCUCUAUAUGGGAGCUUCAGCCAGCUGCUUCACAACCCACAGUUUGGGAAGGCAGUAGUGUGUGGGAUCUUCCCCUGGACACUACAGCACCAGGCCCUGCCCUAGAACAGCUUCAGCAACUGGAGAAGGCCAAAGCUGCAAAGCUAGAGCAGGAGAGAAGAGAGGCGGAAAUGAGGGCAAAACGGGAAGAGGAGGAACGAAAGAGGCAAGAAGAGCUCCGAAGGCAACAGGAAGAAAUGCUUCGGAGGCAGCAGGAGGAAGAGAGGAAACGGCGGGAGGAGGAAGAGCUUGCCCGAAGGAAACAGGAAGAGGAGGCUGCCAAAUGGGCCCGGGAAGAAGAAGAAGCUCAGCGUCGAUUAGAAGAGAACAGGCUGCGGAUGGAAGAGGAAGCAGCCAGACUCCGGCAUGAGGAGGAGGAGCGGAAGAGGAAGGAGCUGGAGCUGCAGCGUCAGAAGGAACUGAUACGCCAGAGGCAGCAGCAGCAAGAGGCCCUCCGGAGAUUGCAGCAGCAGCAGCAGCAGCAACAGUUGGCACAGAUGAAGCUUCCCUCUUCUUCAACAUGGGGCCAACAGUCUAAUACAACGCCAUGUCAGUCCCAAGCCACCCUGUCAUUGGCUGAAAUCCAAAAGUUGGAGGAAGAAAGAGAACGGCAGCUUCGAGAAGAGCAAAGGCGUCAGCAGAGAGAAUUGAUGAAAGCUCUCCAGCAGCAGCAACAACAGCAACAGCAGAAACUCUCAGGUUGGGGGAAUGUCAGCAAGCCUGCAGGUUCCACAAAGUCUCUUUUGGAGAUCCAGCAGGAAGAGGCCAGGCAGAUGCAGAAGCAGCAGCAGCAGCAGCACCAGCAACCAAACAGAGCCCGGAAUAAUGCACAUUCCAACCUGCAUACCAGCAUUGGAAAUUCUGUUUGGGGCUCUAUAAAUUCUGGUCCUCCUAACCAGUGGGCCUCUGACCUGGUCAGUAGUAUCUGGAGUAAUGCUGACUCUAAAAACUCCAACAUGGGAUUCUGGGAUGAUGCCGUAAAAGAAGUGGGACCUAGGAAUUCAACAAAUAAAAAUAAAAACUCCAGUCUCAGUAAAUCUGUAGGUGUGUCUAACCGGCAGAAUAAGAAAGUAGAAGAAGAAGAAAAGUUGCUGAAGCUCUUUCAGGGAGUAAAUAAAGCCCAAGAUGGAUUUACCCAGUGGUGUGAACAGAUGCUUCAUGCCCUUAAUACGGCAAAUAACUUGGAUGUUCCCACAUUUGUUUCUUUUUUGAAAGAAGUUGAAUCUCCUUAUGAGGUCCAUGAUUAUAUCAGGGCCUAUUUAGGAGACACUUCUGAGGCCAAGGAGUUUGCCAAGCAGUUCCUUGAGCGUCGUGCCAAACAGAAAGCCAACCAGCAGCGUCAACAGCAGCAGCAGCAGCAGCAGCAGCAGCAGCAACAGCAACAGCAACAGCAGCAGCAACAGGACUCUGUGUGGGGGAUGAAUCACAGUACACUCCAUUCAGUAUUUCAGACCAAUCAAAGCAACAACCAACAAUCCAAUUUUGAGGCUGUGCAAAGUGGCAAGAAGAAGAAAAAGCAGAAGAUGGUUCGAGCAGAUCCCAGUUUACUAGGGUUUUCCGUCAACGCGUCAUCAGAGCGACUCAACAUGGGCGAGAUUGAGACUCUGGAUGACUACUGAGCCCGCUGCUGCCCCGCCCUCCCUCUCUGCCCGCCAACCACAUGCUCUCCACUUGGACACAUCAUGCACUCGUCAUUUGCUCUCUGUCACUCUGCAACAAAUCACAGAAUCGAUCAUCUCAGGCUUUUUCUCCUAGCCCUUUGUGUCCAAGAUUCUUUAAAUCAAUUUUGUUGGUGAGCCCCUCAGACUGUACGUAGUGGGCCAAACCCUGUGUCUCAGGGUGGCAGCUGGGAUUUGCUCCCCAACAAGGCUGAUGUUGGCAGCACAUGGUCGCUGUGCCGUGGUUUCAUCUGCUGUCUCCAGAAGGUGUGUUGGGAUCUGCUGAUAGCAGCUUACUUUCCCUUACCACUUUUUUUCCUUCUGUUUUGUUUUUUCUUCUUCUUUUCUCCCCCUGUAAGGGCAGGAGGUCUAAUGGUGCAAUCAUGAAGAGAGUCAAUGGUAACAGACAGUGGCCAGCAACACAGUGUCCCACGGACUGUGACUUGAGUAUCCGCAGAGACAGUCCAAGCUCUCCAUCUGGUUGUAUUGCCACUGCUACCUUCGGGAUUGCAUCAGAGAGACCCCCAGUGGAGGGGGUGGAGGGUGGAUUGGUUUGGUGGUGCACAUCCGUCGCCUGCUCUUUCUGAACACCCUUUCGGAGAAAGGAUUCAUGUUUUCUUCAUUAGAUAGUGACUUGCAAACAAGCUGACUUCUCUCCUGGCGUGCUCCAACCUUACGGGACAAAAGAAGCCCUGUGGCCGGGGAGAGAGACUUAUUCUUAAUUUUUCUUUCUUACAAAAACUGAUUUUUUUUUUCCCAUAAAUAUUUUUACUUCAGAGGACUAGGACCAGUUUGUUUUGGGCCCUUCUGUGAAAAUUUGUCUCGUUUAAGAGACAGCUAGGAUCUUUACCAUAUGUAUGAAUUUGUAUAAUUUCAUUUUGGAUAGGGAUAAACUUUUGCUUCCGAUAAAAGCCCGGAAUUUCA
Molecule: messenger RNA, 4912 nt
Organism: Dipodomys ordii (Ord's kangaroo rat)
Lineage: Eukaryota; Metazoa; Chordata; Mammalia; Rodentia; Heteromyidae
Gene: Gigyf2
Product: GRB10 interacting GYF protein 2
Exons: 29
Coding region: 233-3949 (1238 amino acids)
Biological process (GO): insulin-like growth factor receptor signaling pathway
Cellular component (GO): vesicle; proximal dendrite; membrane
Molecular function (GO): protein binding
Source: RefSeq, a predicted model, not a curated record